UUGCCAUUGGCUGUCGCUAGUUAACGAUACCGAAAACUGUCGAUAGCAAGUUACUGAAUCCCGCUACAGAGGCCUGAGAGACUUCUUCUUUUUCUCUUCUUCUUUCUUUAAGGGUCGACAGGAGUGACGGGACUUCCGGUGCGCGAGCUAUUCUGUGAUAUACGUAUUAUUCGUCAAUCCGUGAAUUUUCAAAGAUUAUUUCCUUUGAAUUAAGUUGUGAAUUUUGUUACUAAUUAUAGUAAGUGUAAACUCAUUAGUGGUGAUCGGGAAAGUAUAAUCUUCCCGCUUUUAGCGGACGUUCCGCUUAUUUAGCGACACUUUUAUUGUGUCCUUUGUGCUUCGACCAGUUGGUCGGCCAUAUUGCCAUAUCAAAAGUCUUUCUCUGGAAAGAAUUUUCAUAUAUUCCAUACUUUUGGAUCCUUGUGACACCUAGAUUUGACUGAUUGAUAGUCAAAAUGGAAUACGAGCCUGAAGAUCCUAUCAACUCCCCUCUUCCUGACAACAACCAUUCACUACCGAUUAAUAUUGAGCCAGUCAAACCUGUUGAAUCAGUAGAAUCUCAAAUUCGUAGUAUAAUUCGGGCAAAAAGGCCAAUGUCUUCUGACUCUUCUCACGAGUCCUUGCCAAAAGCGAUUAAAAGGCUCUCCAUUGAAAAGAUGGACCCCCGCACAAACAAUAAAUAUACGCUUGAUUCUAAGGCGCCUUAUAUAGUAUAUAUUGAAAAAAUCGCCUCUUCUCUCUCUUCGUCCAUUCCGUCUUCCGAGGUGCAGAGCUCAGCCGGGGAACAGUUUGAUCCAAACUCUAACUCGGCCAACUCCAGCAAAAGCACAUCUGAAAAAACAUCCGACACUAUGGACAUCAACAAUGCGGAUGAUCAUAUAGACAAAGCUAAUAGGAAGGGAAAAAAAUCCCCCUCAGAACUGCUACUCCUCCUCCUAGUAUUAUAUACAUGGGAAAAAGGAUUACUCUUGAACCAUUUAUACAAAGAGUUGUGCGCUGUCACAGAUGUCAGAGAUACGGACACAAUAUAAAAAUUUGUCGCACUCCUGACACUAAUGCUAUUUGCCAUAGAUGUGGUUUGCUUUCUUCUUCACACAAUGGAGAUACUUGCGAUAAAGUCUCUCCGUGUUGCAUAUUUGCAAGAGGCAUAAGCUUCUCGACACUGAACACGAAGCUUCGGACAAUAAGUGUCCAGUCUUUACAAAUCAAAGAGAGACUAAAAAACUCAUGGCCUAUAAUAACAUCACUCAAAAAGAGGCUACCGCUCUCAUGCAGGGUAUUGAUCCGGAUCCGGGCCCUGGUGUGGAUCAGGGUUGGACUCGUCCACCUCACGGGGUACCCCUCCCUUCCUUAUUGGAAUUCAUUCCGUCCAACAAAGCUAAUCAUCCUCCUUUAACUAAUUACAACACUUAUUCUUCUGCUUCAUGUUAUCCCUCCUUCUCCUCAGUUACAAAAAA
Messenger RNA from Formica exsecta, 1457 nucleotides. RefSeq lists its product as uncharacterized. Bases 456 to 1031 code for a protein of 191 amino acids. The record is from RefSeq and is a predicted model, not a curated record. The transcript has 2 exons. Lineage: Eukaryota; Metazoa; Arthropoda; Insecta; Hymenoptera; Formicidae.